Messenger RNA from Erinaceus europaeus (western European hedgehog), 3925 nucleotides. RefSeq names its product MIB E3 ubiquitin protein ligase 2 (gene MIB2). Gene Ontology annotation, molecular function: zinc ion binding; protein binding; ubiquitin-protein transferase activity. Bases 630 to 3503 code for a protein of 957 amino acids. The record is from RefSeq and is a predicted model, not a curated record. NCBI's taxonomy places the organism in Eukaryota, Metazoa, Chordata, Mammalia, Eulipotyphla, Erinaceidae. Gene Ontology annotation, biological process: protein ubiquitination. Gene Ontology annotation, cellular component: cytoplasm. The transcript has 18 exons.
GUUCUGGAUGAGUUGUACCCUGGCCGUUCCAGCCGCCGCAGGGCUGGGCGUGUACUCGAGGGCUUACUUUGCUGGCGGCAGUCGGCCAGGCCCCUGUGCCUGAGUGUCAGUGCCAGUGUCACCGCCCCUUCCACCCAGGCGCUGCUCAACCUCGCCUCGCACCCCCGACCCCGACUCGGCAAGUGGCCCUCUGGGCUCCGCUGCCUUCAGACGAGGAGUAGUACCACACGCCGUCAUUCACUGUGGGCUCAAAGUAGCCGAGUCGGCCCGGGUCCAAGAGGUGUCCUUCACCGGCCUCAACCUUCCGUACAGCCUCCUACUGCCCGUGUGCUUUGCGCUUCGCGCAGCCUCCUGGGAAUCGUGGUUCGGACCCGCCCCCCACGGCCAGCCCCGGCGGGCCGCGAACUACAACUCCCGGCAGGCAUCACGGCGCCACGGGCGUCCCAGUGCUGGGGGCUUCGCGCACCCUGAGCCGGUGGGCUCGGCGCUGGGCCGCGGGAGGCUUGGCGGCCGCUGCACCUUCUGCUCGUACCCGUGCUGGCGGACGAACUAGGCGUCCCCCAGACGUCAGGAGCCCCGGCGCCAAGCCUGCAGGACGGAAACUUCCGGGUGCAGAGCCACUGCCCAUCAUGGAUCCAGACCCACAGGCGGGUGUGCAGGUGGGCAUGCGCGUUGUCCGUGGCGUGGACUGGAAGUGGGCCCAGCAGGACGGUGGCGAGGGCGGCGUGGGUACGGUGGUGGAACUCGGCCGCCACGGCAGCCCCUCCACCCCUGACCGAACAGUGGUUGUGCAGUGGGACCAUGGCACCCGCACCAACUACCGUGCGGGCUAUCAGGGUGCCCAUGACCUGCUGCUCUACGACAAUGCCCAGAUCGGUGUGCGGCACCCCAACAUCAUCUGCGACUGCUGCAAGAAACACGGGUUGCGGGGCAUGCGCUGGAAGUGCCUCGUCUGUUUUGACUAUGACCUGUGCACUCAGUGUUACAUGCACAACAGACAUGAUCUGGCACACGCCUUUGAGCGCUACGAGACUGCACACUCGCGCCCGGUGACGCUGAGCCCCCGCCAGGGCCUCCCGAGGGUUCCACUACGGGGCAUCUUCCAGGGUGCGAAGGUGGUGCGGGGUCCUGACUGGGAGUGGGGCUCCCAGGAUGGAGGGGAGGGGAAACCAGGCCGUGUGGUGGACAUCCGGGGCUGGGACGUGGAGACAGGCCGGAGUGUGGCCAGCGUGACCUGGGCAGAUGGCACCACCAACGUGUACCGCGUAGGCCACAAGGGCAAGGUGGACCUCAAGUGUGUGGGCGAGGCAGCCGGCGGCUUCUACUACAAGGAGCACCUCCCCAGGCUGGCCUGCUAUCCCCCAGGCAAGCCGGCUGAACUGCGACGCAGGGUGAGUGUGGAUGGGCAGCCCUUCCAGCACGGCGACAAGGUCAAGUGCCUGCUGGACUCGGAUGUGCUGAGGGAGAUGCAGGAAGGCCACGGUGGCUGGAAUCCCCGGAUGGCGGAGUGCAUUGGACAGACGGGCACCGUGCACCGCGUCACAGACCGUGGGGAUGUGCGUGUGCAGUUCAGCCACGAGACCCGUUGGACCUUCCACCCAGGGGCUCUCACCAAGCAUGACUGCUUCUGGGUGGGUGAUGUGGUGCGGGUCAUCGACGACCUGGACACGGUGAAGCGGCUGCAGGCUGGGCAUGGCGAGUGGACAGACGACAUGGCCCCCGCCCUGGGCCGUGUAGGAAAGGUGGUGAAGGUCUUUGGCGACGGGAACCUGCGUGUGGCAGUCAGCGGCCAGCUGUGGACCUUCAGCCCCUCAUGCCUCGUGGCCUACCGGCCCGAAGAGAACACCAACCUGGACGUCGCUGAGCGAGCCCGGGAGAACAAGAGCUCCCUGAGUGUUGCCCUGGACAAACUUCGAGCCCAGAAGAGUGGUGACCUGGAGCAACCGGGCAGGCUGGUGGUGGAGGUGGCACUGGGCAACUUGUCACGGGCUGUGGACCUGCUGCGGAGGCACCCAGAGCAGGUGGAUACCAAGAAUCAGGGCCGGACUGCCCUGCAGGUGGCUGCCUACCUGGGCCAGGUGAAGCUGGUGCGGCUGCUGCUCCAGGCAAGGGCAGGCACAGACCUGCCUGAUGAGGAGGGCAACACUUCACUGCACUAUGCAGCCCUAGGAAACCAGCCGGAGGUCACCCAGGUGCUCCUGAGUGUGGGGUGCCCGGCUGACACCCUCAACAGCAGCCAGAGCACUGCACUACACCUUGCAGUGCAGAGGGGCUUCCUGGAGGUGGUGCGGGUCCUGUGUGAGCAUGGCUGUGAUGUCAACCUGCCUGACUCGAAUGCCGACACACCACUGCACUGCGCCAUCUCAGCUGGCACGGGGGCCAGUGGCAUAGUGGAGGUCCUCACUGAGGUGCCAGGUGUGGACGUCACCACCACCAACAGCCAGGGCUUCACCCUGCUGCAUCACGCCUCCCUCAAGGGCCACACGCUCGCUGUCAGGAGGAUCCUGGCCCGGGCCCGGCAGCUGGUGGAUGCCAAGAAGGAGGACGGCUUCACUGCCUUGCACCUGGCCGCCCUCAACAAUCACCGAGAGGUGGCCCAGAUUCUCAUCCGGGAGGGCCACUGCGAUGUGAAUGUGCGUAACCGCAAGCUGCAGACACCCCUGCAUCUGGCUGUUCAGCAGGCCCACAUGGGGCUGGUGCCCCUGCUGACCGACGCUGGCUGCAGCAUCAAUGCAGAGGAUGAGGAGGGGGACACAGCCCUGCAUGUGGCCCUGCAGCGGCACCAGCUGCUGCCCCUGGCAGCUGACCGGGCCGGGGGGGACUCUGGGCCAGCACAGCUAUUGUCCAGGCUGCAGGCCUCGGGCCUCCCUGGCUUUGCGGAGUUGACAAUAGGCACUGCCAUCGCCUGCUUCCUCGCACUGGAGGGAGCCGAUUUGAGCUACGCCAACCACCGUGGCCGCAGCCCGCUGGACCUGGCUGCAGAGGGCCGAGUGCUCAAGGCCCUGCAGGGCUGUGCCCAGCGCUUCCGAGUGCGCGCGCAGGAUGAAGAAGUGCAUCAGGUGCCAGGUGGCCAUCAGCAAGAAGCUGCGCCCAGACGGCUCGGAGUUGGCCAGCGCAGCCCCUGCGUCUAUGCCGCAGCGGCAGCUUGUAGAGGAGCUGCAGAGCCGUUACCGGCAGAUGGAGGAGCGCAUCACCUGCCCAAUCUGCAUCGACAACCACAUCCGCCUGGUUUUCCAGUGCGGCCACGGCGCCUGCGCGCCCUGCGGCGCUGCGCUCACUGCCUGCCCCAUCUGCCGCCAGCCGGUCCGCGACCGAAUCCAGAUCUUCGUGUGACCCGCGCCCACUUGUGUUUUAUAAAGAGGUUCUUGGACUCGAUGCCUGCUGUCUCCUGGGGUGGGGCGAGGCGGGCCCCAGGCCUUACGUGUAGCUGGGGGCUUGGCCAACCUCCUGGGAGCGUGGGGGCGACUGCUGGCCAAGAGGUGGGGCCCGCAGCCAGCUGCUAGGACGAGGAGCUCAGAUCGGGCAGGAAGGCGGGGCGUCUUCCUCGCUUUCCAAGAACCCUUCUGCCCCUGCGUCGCCUCAGCUGCCCUCCAGCUGCUUGGCACCGACCGUGCUGUCCCACGGCCACCUGGGCUCCAGGCCCGGCAACCCAGACGCCCCCGCCUGCUCUGGCCCGGCGCCUCCCAAACCCUCUCCGCCCAGGCCCGCCCUCUGUCGUUGCUUUCUCUCUAGCAGCGCCUCCCCGCCCCCAACUGUCAGCCCGGGGCUCCCCGCCUGUACAGCCUGCUCCCACAAACCCAACCACACACCUCGAGAUUUCUUCCACUCACCCAUGCCCAUCCCUCUGCAGGAUCCUGCCCAGCUCCAGGUGCAGGCAGGUCCCCUCCUCCUGGCAGUCUGUCCCCACCUAAUCCAUUCUCUUACC